UUACAUUGCAAACAAGACUGUACACAUUUUUUUCAUAAAUUUUUUGCGAGUUAAAUACCGUACAGGUUUGUAAAUAUGUAACAUAAAAAUGACGCGAAAAACCACAGCUCCGAUAGACAUAUACUUUCAUAUGACAAAUCAUUACCGGAAACUCAGAAAUGUGAAAAGUGUAGUUGAUACGUCUCCUCCAACAGUUUUUAAAUCACAAUCAAGUAGAGAAAGUAGGCUUACAUCGAGAAAUGAAAGUCGCAUAUCGUCAGCUAAUAGUUCAGAUAGUUACUAUGCAAGUUUGCUGUAUUUGAAGAAGAAUAGACCUCAAUCUGCCCGAUCUCAUAGUUUACCAGUAAAAUCAACGAGACGGAAAAUCGCGAAUGUGCAAUGUGUCGAACCGGGUUCGAUAAAACCUCGUUCGGCAUCAAGGCUCCGGUCAGCUUUAGUGCAAGUUAGUCCCCCACAGACAUCGACACGUGAACAGCAGACUACUGAAAUGACACACCCAAAAAAAACCUCGGAACACGAAUAUGUACGGUUCUCGUUACGAAUUAUAGAGGAUAUUAUUCGUAAUGACCUCCAUACAAAUAGGCAGAUACAAGAUGUAUUCAAUAGUCAUAUUGAGGCCAACCGUGAAACUCUGAACAAUGAGAGAAUGAUGCAACAAAUUAGUUUUUUAAAAACUGAAUUCAACAUACCAGAAAAAAUUUACACGAUGAAACAGUCGCAAAAAUGUGUAAAUUGUGUUGUAGCAAAAAAGAACUUGAGUUUAAACUGUGAUGAGUGUGACGUCGUUCGUAACCCACCCUUAUGCUACCGAGUUACGGAAUUAACACCCAAUUUUGAGAAUGCCGAGCAUUUAGACGAAGAUAAAACAAACACCAAAGAUGAUAGCACUAUUACAGUUAUGCAAGCAGAUAUUGGUCUCUAUGACAGCUAUAAGCAUUCAAUGGAGCAUACUGUAUCUGAGGUAGAAAAAGAAGAGAUUAAGUUAGAUCAAGGUGAAGAUGAGAGGGAAAAUUUUAAAACUGCAGAUGCAGAGUUUGUAUUACUUCCUGGUCCUCUGUACAUGCCGAAGGUUUACCUAAACGAAAGCAAAGGUGGCGAGAGUGUUUCGGUAGCACCAGUUUCUUCCGAAAAGAACCACUACUUACUCAUAACGAAAAAUGUGGCAGUCAACACGGACCAAAAAUCGGCAAACUGCGAGGCCUCCACUCAGAUAGAAACCGAAUACAAAGCCACCUCCACCGAGACCGACUGUAUCGAUCAAUCCGUCAACUUCUCGAAUGUCCCCCAAAACAAAAUAUGCCAAGUCGAUUUAAACCAUUACGAUUUGACGCCACAACGAGACGUCGAUCUCUCGAUAAAUAAAGCGGAUACAAACCUGCUGCUGGGCGACAAAUACGAGAUCGUUCAACACAAAAUUAGAAAUUUAGAUAUGUAUACGUUAAACCAAUUUUAUCCGACUAGUGGUACACAAACUUCCUUAGACCGUCUCGUGCCCUUAAGAAAAAUUCCUAAAGGCGCCCAGGAGUAUUUUAUUAAUAAUGGGCCGGACUUACUAGUUCCAAACGAACUUCAUAAAGUCGAUGCGAAAAUUAAGCAUGAUCGAGGCAAGUUGAAGACAAAGGAACGAGUGAAAUGUAACUUAAGAAGUGGAGCUACUGAUCAAAAUCCCCAGCACGAAGAUUAACGUCAUCAUAUCAAAUUUCUGUAAUUAAAGACGACACGUGGCAGAUUGUAAUUUAAACAGCUUUAACUAAAUAAAAUUCUUCUUUUUGUUUA
Photinus pyralis (common eastern firefly) is the source of this 1776-nucleotide messenger RNA. RefSeq lists its product as uncharacterized. The record is from RefSeq and is a predicted model, not a curated record. Gene Ontology annotation, cellular component: axoneme; ciliary basal body. Gene Ontology annotation, biological process: microtubule cytoskeleton organization. Lineage: Eukaryota; Metazoa; Arthropoda; Insecta; Coleoptera; Lampyridae. The transcript is spliced from 4 exons. The coding region runs from base 89 to 1684 and encodes 531 amino acids.